GCUUCCUCCAUGUUCGCCGGGUUGCAGGAUCUGGGGGUAGCCAACGGUGAGGACCUGAAGGAGACACUGACCAACUGCACUGAACCCCUCAAAGCCAUCGAGCAGUUCCAGACGGAGAAUGGUGUCCUUCUGCCAUCAUUGCAGUCUGCUCUGCCCUUCUUGGACUUACAUGGGACACCUCGCCUUGAGUUCCACCAGUCAGUUUUUGAUGAGCUGAGGGACAAAUUGUUGGAGAGAGUGUCUGCCAUUGCUACUGAAGGAAAGGUUGAGGAAAGGUACAAGAAGUUAGAAGAUCUCUUGGAGAAGAGUUUUUCCCUGGUGAAAAUGCCUUCCCUCCAGCCAGUGGUGAUGUGUGUAAUGAAACACUUGCCAAAGGUUCCUGAAAAGAAAUUGAAGCUGGUAAUGGCUGACAAGGAGUUGUAUCGGGCAUGUGCUGUAGAGGUAAAACGGCAGAUUUGGCAAGAUAACCAGGCUCUGUUUGGUGAUGAAGUUUCUCCGCUGCUCAAACAGUACAUCUUAGAGAAGGAGAACAUUCUCUUCAGCAAUGAAGUAUCUGUCCUACACAACUUCUUUAGUCCCUCUCCUAAAACAAGACGUCAGGGGGAGGUAGUACAGAAACUGACACAAAUGAUUGGAAAGAAUGUGAAACUCUACGACAUGGUGUUGCAGUUCCUUCGGACCUUAUUCCUUCGGACAAGAAAUGUCCAUUACUGUACCUUGAGGGCUGAGCUGCUUAUGUCAUUACAUGACCUGGACAUCAGUGAUAUUUGCAUGGUUGAUCCCUGCCAUAAGUUCACCUGGUGUCUCGAUGCCUGCAUCCGAGAAAAAUUUGUUGAUAAUAAGAGAGCUCGGGAGCUGCAGGGAUUCCUGGAUGGAGUGAAGAAAGGUCAGGAGCAAGUGCUGGGUGAUUUAUCUAUGAUUCUGUGUGAUCCCUUUGCGAUUAAUACCCUGUCCUUGAGCACCAUAAGACAUCUGCAAGAACUGGUGGGUCAGGAAACCUUACCCAGGGAAAGUCCUGAUCUACUGUUACUGUUAAGAAUGCUCUCCCUGGGACAGGGGGCUUGGGACAUGAUUGACAGUCAGGUCUUCAAGGAGCCAAAGAUGGAAGCAGAGCUGAUCACUAGGUUUUUGCCAAUGCUUAUGUCUUUUGUGGUGGAUGAUUAUACUUUCAAUGUAGAUCAGAAACUACCAACAGAAGAGAAGGCACCAGUCACAUACCCUAAUACCCUUCCUGAAAACUUUACCAAAUUCUUGCAGGAGCAUAGGAUGGCCUGUGAAAUGGGGCUUUAUUAUGUCCUUCACAUAACAAAGCAAAGGAAUAAAAAUGCUUUUCUCCGACUUCUGCCUGGAUUAGUGGAGACAUUUGGAGACCUGGCCUUCAGUGAUAUAUUCCUUCACCUGCUUACUGGGAACCUUACUCUGCUGGCAGAUGAAUUUGCUGUGGAAGAAUUCUGUACCAGUCUAUUUGAUGGAUUCUUCCUCACUUGCCUUUCAAGAAAGGAAAAUGUACACCGCCAUGUUCUCAGGCUCCUGAUUCACCUUCAUCACAAAGUGGCCCCUACUAAAUUGGAGUCCCUCCAAAAGACUUUGGAACCUUCCAGUCAGAGUGGGGAGGCUGUGAAGGAUCUUUACAAUCAGCUUGGAGAGAAACUGGAACACCUGGAACAUUGUAAACCCAGUCCAGCCCAAGUGGUGGAAGCUCCUGCUUUAGAGCUUCCUCUUUCUGCUGUCCCAACCCCCGCAGCACUUUGAGGCUGUAAUUCCAGCAGCCACUCACAGACCUGACCUUGCUGCUGAUGGAAAGGAAGUUUUGAUCUGCUAUUUCCAACCUGGGCUGGUUCACCGCUCCUCAGGCAGCCAUGUGGCUCUCUCCUUCCACGGACUUAUCAUUUCAGUGCCAGGCUUAGUGCAGAUACCCAUCUUCCUGCAGCUCAGAACUCUGGAACUCAAGUGAUCCAUCAGCCUCAGCCUCCCCAAUAGGUGGAAAUAUGGGUGUGCCAUAAUACCCAGCCUCUCAGAAGUUUUAUGUGUUUUCUUACAUUCUUAAAUUACUUGGAAAACUUCUUGGUUCUUGUUUUGCUUUGUUGGUUUUUUAUUACUGUAAUAAAGGUGGAAGAACAGUA
Molecule: messenger RNA, 2123 nt
Organism: Gracilinanus agilis (Agile Gracile Mouse Opossum)
Lineage: Eukaryota; Metazoa; Chordata; Mammalia; Didelphimorphia; Didelphidae
Gene: NELFB
Product: negative elongation factor complex member B
Exons: 14
Coding region: 10-1752 (580 amino acids)
Biological process (GO): negative regulation of transcription elongation by RNA polymerase II
Cellular component (GO): NELF complex; nucleus
Source: RefSeq, a predicted model, not a curated record